CAACAGCUGUUCCGAACGCUGGCAUUGUUACAUUUUGUUACAGAUUUGACAAAGGUCUCUCCUUUUCUCCCUCCUGUCUCCCUGGGUCUCUCCUCCUGGCCAACGCCAUUGGCUGGAGCUGCGAAGGAGCGUGUCUGAGUCAGUUUCAUUGAGCGGAAUUAGCCGGGAUGACAUCAGUUUCCCAGCCCCCUGGCAGCACUUUGCUUAUUGGUGCAGCGGCCCCUCCAGGACAAUAACAUUGUUCUCACCCGGCGCUGCUUGCCGAUGUGCCUAUAAAAACACCAUCGAGACGCCCAAAGGUGCGUAUUAUUAUUGUGAUCCGUGACAACCACCAGCGGCGCCGGAGCGGGCCCGUUCUGCCAAAGGGAUCGCUCUGCAAACAGAAGCCUGGUGCGCGGCGCUCUGCCCUCCCCGGGGCCAUGGACUCCGACGCCAGCCUGGUAUCCAGCAGGCCUUCCUCCCCGGAGCCCGACGAGCUCUUCCUGUCCGCCAGGAGUAAAGGCAGCAGCGGGGGCUUCUCGGGGGGCACCGUGUCCAGCUCCACCCAGAGCGACUCCCCGCCCGAGCUGAGCGCCGAGCUGCGCAGCGCCAUGAGCGCGGCCGGAGUGGUGGUGGUCGACAAGCUGGGCUUCAAGUCUUCUUCCUCCUCUUCUUCCUCCUCCUCUUCUUCCUCCUCCAAGAAGGACAAGAAGCAGAUGACGGAGCCCGAGCUGCAGCAGCUGCGGCUGAAGAUCAACAGCCGGGAGCGCAAGCGGAUGCACGACCUGAACAUCGCCAUGGACGGGCUGCGGGAGGUGAUGCCCUAUGCUCACGGGCCCUCGGUGCGCAAGCUCUCCAAGAUCGCCACGCUGCUGCUGGCGCGCAACUACAUCCUCAUGCUCACCAACUCGCUGGAGGAGAUGAAGCCCCCUCGGGCCCCCGCCGCCCCGGCCCCGCUGGGCAGCAGCUUCCAGCACUGGGGAGGGAUGCCCUGCCCGUGCAGCAUGUGCCAGGUGCCCGCGCCGCCUCACCACCACGUCUCCAGCAUGAGCACAGCCAGCCUGCCCAGAUUAGCCACCGACACCAAGUGAGCAGGCGGAGGGGAGCUGCCGAAGCACGGUGGGGAUGGGGAGAGAGACUCCUGGCCCGGAGGAGACGCGGGCACAUUCGGGGGACACAGACUCUCUGGGGGCCUCCCGCACAGGCACAGAUAAGGACUUACAAGGACAUACCGGGCUCAUCCACCAUUUUUAAAUGCACCCUCCCCCACUCACAGGCUGGUCCCGGGGCACUUUCAGGCAAGUUCCACCGUAGCGAGCGGGACCGAAGGCGCUCAAUCACUGAAGCCCCGGCAGAAAGCGAGGGGAACAAAAUCCAGUUCCUUCUUCCUCUACGCAGAACUGCUCCUCUCUCCUCCAGCAGGGAAAGGAGGGGGCCAGCCUGCCGUGCAGCACUUGGUGUUCUGUCCAGUUUCAAUAGCAAGUGUGUAAACGCACAGAGCAUUUUUACACGACAUACAUGUGCGUCUUUUGUAACUUGGAUAGGAGUUGAAAAUAGUUAGAGAUUCUUCUCAACGGAAAUCACCAACAUUGCAGAGGGUGUUUUGCUUGUUUGUCUUUAUUAUUUUUACAUAUUCAACGUUUUCUGGUUCAGAUACUAAGAACUGUAAGGCAGUUAUUCGGAGCACCCGGCUGGUCACUUCCUACCAACCUAAUCUCCAAGAAUGAAGGCUUUAGAUGUAAAUGUAGCCUGCAAAGUUUCCGGGGGGUUGGAUUUGUAAAUACACUGUCCGAUGAUGAUGCAAGUCCCUUAUGCUUGAGCUUUCUGUUUGUGCACUUGUACUGGAAACCUUUGAAUGGUAAAGGGCUUUUUUGUUUUGGUUUAGUGUAUAACACGUUUUUCUUUUCUGCCACCAUUAACAAAGUUACAAAACUCUUUAAUGCGCUGUCUAUGUAGGAACUCCAAGCUGCCUGUGUUGCAAUACUGAGAACUUGGGCUUGUUUCUGAAAUAACAAUUUUUCUUAUUACUGCCCCUUGCAGAGAUUUUAUCAUCUGUUUAUUUUUGUAAAAAAAAGUUGCUAAAUAAUAUUUAUUACUUGUUUGGUUGCAAAAACAAAAUGAGUGAUCUACUGUUGAGAUUUUAAAUAAAAAACAUUUUAAGUACAUUGCUUUUUUCCACCCAUUUAUGUUCUGAGAAUUCUAGAGGCCCGGGGUGAAGAAGAACAGGACUUACUUACUUUUAGAAAAAAAUAAUACGGCAUCAUGCUUAAAUAGACCAGAAACAGAUCGAAAAGGAUUUAGAACAUUUUAAUGUAAUACUUCCAGCUUUUUUUCCGAACACUCAUACCAAGUUGCGAUACAAACUGUUUCCCCUUUAGUCCUCUAAGUAGCAAGAAUAAUAAUUAUCAAUUAUAUCAGUGUUUGUCGUCCACACUUUUAGGAGUUUCUUAAACAAAACUCAGCAUUUAGUAAAGACAGGAGAAGAAAAUAUUGAAAGGUUGGUGUUUCGUGGUCGUUGUUUAAAUAAUUCAAAAUAAGAGACGUUAGACAAAAAAAAAGUUGAUUUGGGAGAUUU
Pelodiscus sinensis (Chinese soft-shelled turtle) is the source of this 2554-nucleotide messenger RNA. The record is from RefSeq and is a predicted model, not a curated record. NCBI's taxonomy places the organism in Eukaryota, Metazoa, Chordata, Testudines, Trionychidae.